Molecule: messenger RNA, 309 nt
Organism: Amphimedon queenslandica
Lineage: Eukaryota; Metazoa; Porifera; Demospongiae; Haplosclerida; Niphatidae
Product: gamma-secretase subunit PEN-2-like
Exons: 1
Coding region: 1-309 (102 amino acids)
Cellular component (GO): gamma-secretase complex
Source: RefSeq, a predicted model, not a curated record
AUGAAUCUAAACAGCGAGUCAGUGUCUUCAGAGGAGAAGCUGUUGAUAUGCAGGAGGUAUUUCAUCAUUGGCUGCUUUGGUCUUCCGUUUGUGUGGCUAGUGAACGGUCUCUGGUUCAUUAGGGAAGGAUUCUUUGUUAAAAGUGAAGUGACGACCAGGAUAAGGCGCUACGUCUUGUUCUCAUGGUUGGGUGCACUGAUAUGGAUAGCUGCCUUCAUACUCUGGACCUCAGUCUAUCAAACACAGAGACAGAACUGGGGGAAAUCUGGGAUUUAUUUAUCAUUUGUGUUACCAGGGGGUGUGGCUUAA